GCCCCUCGGCGGUGCCGCCAGACGGCGGCGGCCGGGCUGGGCUGGGCUGGGCUGGGCUGAGCCGAGCUGAGCUGAGCUGGGCCGGGCUGGGCCGGGCGCUGCCGGCAGCGCAUCCCCCGCCCCGCUCCGCCCCGCAGCCGCGGCCAUGACCGACAACAUCCCGCUGCAGCCCGUCCGGCAGAAGAAGCGCAUGGACAGCAAGCACCGCGGAGGGUGCUGUGAGUGCUUGAGAUGCUGUGGCAGGAGGGACCCCAGGCCUCGAACUGUCUGGCUUGGCCACCCUGAGAAGAGGGAGCAGAGAUACCCUCGAAAUGUCAUCAACAACCAGAAAUACAACUUCUUCACCUUCCUCCCUGGGGUGUUGUUUAACCAGUUCAAAUACUUCUUCAACCUUUACUUCUUGCUCUUGGCCUGCUCUCAGUUCGUGGUUGAGAUGAGGCUUGGUGCCCUUUACACAUACUGGGUUCCUCUGGGCUUUGUGCUGGCUGUCACCGUGAUCCGCGAGGCGGCCGAGGAGCUGCGCUGCUACACGCGGGACAAGGAGGUGAACUCGCAGAUCUACAGCAAGCUCACAGCCAGAGGGACUGUCAAGGUGAAGAGCUCUAACAUUCAAGUGGGUGACCUCAUCAUUGUGGAAAAGAACCAGAGGGUCCCUGCUGACAUGAUCUUCCUGAGGACGUCGGAGAAGAAUGGCUCCUGCUUCCUCCGCACGGACCAGCUGGACGGGGAGACGGACUGGAAGCUGCGCCUGCCUGUCAGCUGCACCCAGCGCCUGCCCACGGCCUCUGACCUGCUGCAAACCCGCUCCUACGUCUACGCAGAGGAGCCCAACAUUGACAUCCACAACUUUGUGGGGACCUUCACCAGGGAGGACAGUGACCCUCCAGUAAAUGAGAGCUUAAGCAUAGAAAACACCCUGUGGGCCAGCACAGUGAUUGCAUCAGGUACUGUGGUGGGAGUUGUGCUCUACACGGGGAGGGAGCUGCGCAGUGUGAUGAACACUUCCAACCCAAGAAGUAAGAUUGGCCUCUUUGAUUUGGAGGUGAACUGCCUCACCAAGAUCCUGUUUGGGGCUCUGGUGGUGGUGUCCCUGGUCAUGGUGGCCCUCCAGCACUUUGCAGGCCGUUGGUACCUGCAGAUCAUCAGAUUCCUGCUGCUGUUCUCCAACAUCAUUCCCAUCAGUUUACGUGUCAAUCUGGACAUGGGGAAGAUUGUGUACAGCUGGGUGAUCCGCAGAGAUUCCAAAAUCCCUGGCACUGUGGUUCGCUCCAGCACCAUCCCUGAGCAGCUGGGGAGGAUUUCCUAUCUGCUGACAGACAAAACAGGGACUCUCACCCAGAACGAGAUGGUUUUCAAGAGGCUGCACCUGGGCACGGUGGCCUACGGGCUGGACUCCAUGGACGAGGUGCAGAGCCACAUAUUCAGCAUCUACACACAGCAGCCGCAGGAGCCGCCGGCCGCCAAGGGGCUGUCGGUGGCCACCAAGGUGCGGCGCAGCAUGAGCAGCCGCGUGCACGAGGCCGUCAGGGCCAUCGCCCUGUGCCACAACGUCACCCCCGUCUACGAGUCCAACGGCGUCACCGACCAGGCCGAGGCCGAGCGCCACUACGAGGACUCCUGCAGGGUGUACCAGGCCUCCAGCCCCGACGAGGUGGCCCUGGUGCAGUGGACAGAGAGUGUGGGUCUGACUCUGGUGGGCAGAGACCAGUCCUCAGUGCAGCUGAGGAGCCCAGGGGGGCACAUCCUCAACUUCACCAUCCUGCAGAUCUUCCCCUUCACCUACGAGAGCAAGCGCAUGGGAAUCAUCGUGCGGGAUGAAUCCUCGGGAGAGAUCACCUUCUACAUGAAGGGGGCAGAUGUGGUGAUGGCUGGCAUCGUGCAGUACAACGACUGGCUGGAGGAGGAGUGUGGUAACAUGGCUCGGGAGGGCCUGAGGGUUCUGGUCGUGGCCAAGAAGUCUCUGACAGAGGAGCAGUAUCAGGACUUUGAAGCCCGCUACGUCCAGGCCAAGCUGAGUGUUCACGACCGCUCGCUCAAGGUGGCCACGGUGAUCGAGAGCCUGGAGAUGGAGAUGGAGCUGCUGUGCCUCACUGGGGUGGAGGACCAGCUGCAGACAGAUGUCAGGCCCACUCUGGAGACCCUGAGGAACGCUGGCAUCAAGGUGUGGAUGCUGACAGGGGACAAGCUGGAGACAGCCACGUGUACAGCCAAGAACGCUCAUCUGGUGACACGGACACAGGACAUCCAUGUGUUCAGACUAGUGACAAACCGAGGAGAAGCUCACCUGGAGCUGAACGCCUUCCGCCGCAAGCACGACUGUGCCCUGGUCAUCUCGGGGGACUCACUGGAGGUGUGCCUCAAGUACUACGAGUGCGAGUUCAUGGAGCUGGCGUGCCAGUGCCCCGCCGUGGUGUGCUGCCGCUGCGCGCCCACGCAGAAGGCGCAGAUCGUGCGGCUGCUGCAGGAGAGGACGGGCAGGCUCACCUGUGCCGUGGGUGAUGGAGGGAAUGAUGUUAGCAUGAUUCAGGAGGCUGACUGUGGUGUUGGAGUUGAAGGAAAGGAAGGGAAGCAGGCAUCGCUGGCAGCUGAUUUCUCCAUCACCCAGUUCAAGCACCUGGGUCGCUUGCUGAUGGUCCAUGGAAGGAACAGCUACAAGAGGUCUGCAGCCCUCAGCCAGUUUGUGAUCCACAGGAGCCUCUGCAUCAGCACCAUGCAGGCUGUUUUCUCAUCAGUGUUUUACUUUGCUUCAGUUCCUCUCUACCAAGGCUUCCUCAUCAUUGGGUACUCCACAAUUUACACCAUGUUUCCUGUGUUUUCUCUUGUCCUGGACAAGGAUGUGAAAUCUGAAGUUGCAAUGUUGUACCCAGAGCUCUACAAAGAUCUUCUUAAGGGACGACCAUUGUCAUACAAAACAUUUUUAAUCUGGGUCUUGAUAAGCAUUUAUCAAGGUAGCAUCAUCAUGUAUGGAGCACUCCUGCUGUUUGAAUCCGAAUUUGUGCACAUUGUUGCCAUCUCCUUCACCUCCCUGAUUCUCACCGAGCUGCUGAUGGUGGCCCUGACGAUCCAGACGUGGCACUGGCUGAUGAUCGUGGCUGAGCUGCUCAGCCUCUCCUGCUACAUUGCUUCCCUGGUCUUCCUGCACGAGUUCAUUGAUGUUUACUUCAUUGCCACCCUGUCGUUCCUGUGGAAGGUCACUGUCAUCACCCUGGUGAGCUGCCUGCCCCUCUACGUCCUCAAGUACCUGAGACGGAGGUUUUCUCCCCCCAGCUACUCGAAGCUCACGUCCUAGGGCUGCUCCAGGCACCAGACAGACCUUGCCCAGGGCCCAGAGACAAAGCCCAGCUCAGAACAGUGGUAAAAUCUCUGUUACCUGCUGCUCCAGUGAGAGACUCAGCCUGCCCUGGACAGGAACUAACGCCAGAGUGUGUUUGGAGGGUGGAGGCUCUGAGUUCAUCCAGUUCUUGGCACUUUUGUUCUGCUUGACUGGGGUCAGAUGCAUGGAGCUGCCAUGGCAAUGGGUUUCUCUUGCAUGGUUCAAAGUCUGUGGAAGCUGCUACCUGACCUUGGGAUUUACAUUUGACAAUUUACAGUGAAUUUUUUUUAAGUGUCUGCGCUGUUCUUUGCAUUGUGUUAUGUUGGUUUUUUUUUUUUUUUUUUUUUUUAUGUUAUUUGUCUUUUUGGUUCAAGUAGUUACAUUCUUUGUACAUCUUGGAAAUCCCUUAAUGUAGGUGAUGCACUGCAGUGCUGACAGCUGAUUCCUGAUUUAUGGCACGUUGUUUCCAUAAUGGGGCUCCAGCCUGUCGGAUCUACACACGCUGGAGAGAGAAUCUGAGCGUGGCUGAGAUUUCCCUUCCCUUGAAAUGUGGUCACCCCAGUGAUUCUGGAGGUAUCCAGCCAUUGAUAAAGACAGAGAAGUGGUAGCUCAAAACCAGAGAAUUCAGUUUUGUUUGGCUUUUGUGCUUCCUGUUAAAAGGAGCCGGUGACAUAAUAGUUUUACUCUGUAUUUAUUUGUGUAGCAGAAAAUUAUCUAAACUAAAGCAAAUCCUCUUUGGAACAGAACUUUGCAGUUGAUCAUCCUUGAAAUGUGUCGACAACGUGAGAAGAGACUCGUGCUGUUGUGCAGACAAUGUGGCAGACGUGUCUUGAAUCCUUGGAGACUGAGAGGAGAGGUCACAGAGCUGCUGCUCCUCACAGCUCCAUGAAAUCUGUUUCCUGUUAGUGUGAAACUUUGAGGAUGAGCUGCAAAUAAGCAGAGGCACUGCUAGGUGCUUUAAUGACAUGCUCCCUGCAGAGAGGCAGUUUUUGGAACCUUGCACUUGCUUGGCUCUAAAAACCAGACCUGAAUCACAGGAGUGGGGUCAUACAAAGGCAUUGGGUAUGUGCAGAGCAAAUUUGUGCAUUUUUAAUUUUCAGAAAUCAAACUCAGUGAGUUCUGUCAUUAUUAUAAAUUUUGGUCCACAUUAUAAUAUCAUGAGGAGAGCAACACGUGCUUGGACUUCUCAGCAGAAGGACAGAGACUUGCAGGGACUUCUAGAGCUGGGUUGGUGCAUCAGACACCCUGAGCUCUUCCUGGCAGCCAUCCUUGUGUGAGGCUCUUCAGGCUGAGAUAAAUCAGUUGUUUGCUGUUUCCUUCCACACCAGAGACAGCACGGGCAGAGCUGGCACUGCCUGGUGCUGGUGUUCCUUGGCUGCACAGGAGGGAAAGAGCCCAGAGCCUGACUCCUGUCCCAAAUCAGAGCCCAGAGCCUGACUCCUGUCCCAAAUCAGAGCCCGACUCCUGUCCCAAAUCAGAGCCCAGAGCCUGAAUCCUGUCCCAAAUCAGAGCCUGACUCCUGUCCUAAAUCAGAGCCCAGAGCCUGACUCCUGUCUCAAAUCAGAGCCCAGAGCCUGACUCCUGUCCUAAAUCAGAGCCCAGAGCCUGACUCCUGUCCCAAAUCAGAGCCUAGAGCUCCUGUCCUAAAUCAGAGCCUGACUCCUGUCCCAAAUCAGAGCCCAGAGCCUGAAUCCUGUCCCAAAUCAGAGCCUAGAGCCUGACUCCUGUCCUAAAUCAGAGCCCAGACCCUGAGCUCCCUUCUGGGAGCUGGGCUCACAGCUUUCUGUGCAUUAAUGCCAUUUUGCCAGAAAAAUCCUUAAUGUUGUCUUCAUCCUGACUGGAUAACUUUGGCUGUGCCACUGUUCUGGAGUCCCCAGACAGCAUUUCACAGAAUCAUGGAAUGGUUUGGGUUGGAAGGGACCUUAAAUCCCACCCAGUGCCCCCCUGCCAUGGCAGGGACACCUCCCACUGUCCCAGUGUCCAGUCUGGCCUUGGGCACUGCCAGGGAUCCAGGGGCAGCCAGGGCUGCCCACCCUCAAAGGGCAGAAUUUCUUCUCAAUAUCCCAUCCAAUUUGCUUUCACUAGUUUAAGUACAAGAACCAAGAGUUCCUUUUGGCCCCAGGUGGUGACUGAGCAGCUCUGUCCCUCUCCUGUGUGCUGGUAGCUCCAUGUCCUACAACAGUGCCAAGCUACUGUGUGUAAAUAUUUGAGACAUAUAAAUGGUAGAAUUCACUGUUUCCUCAAGUCAAUACAGUUUACACUGAGUGGACCAUAUUUGCAAACUAUUAGCUUACACCAAGAAAGGGAGUGAACUGUGAUUUCAUCUGUAUUUAUUGAAUCAUAGGUUUAGUAGAAUAUUUAGUAGAGUUACAGUGAUCUAUAGCUGUGUGUUGGGGUGUGGAUUGUGUUCUUUGCAGCUUUUCCACAAGGUAGUAAAUCCAGGAAGCCAUUUCUGCCUGGAUGUACACUACAUUUUUUCAAAGCAGUCAGAGACUAAAACUGCCAUCUAACAAACAGCAGGAAAGAGGAACCCUUCUGUUUUUCAAGUUUAGCACUUUAUGUUUGCAACCCAUUUCUCUUAAGUUGUUUAAAAAUGUUUUUAAAAGCAAAAUUUAAUACACAUGUUCCUAUUUAAUGUACAUUAAAAUAAAUGGAUUCUCUGCUGGAAAUUUCAUCUUUUCCUCUAGUAUGCUCAUAAUUUGUGCUUCUGGGGAGUGAGGCAUUGUUUUCUUCUCCUGUGUAGUAUCUUGUUUGUGGCUUAGUGUCCUUCCUGCAGCUUUAUCUGUGUGGGUUAUGUGCUGCAGCAGUUCAUGGUGACCUGUGUGCUUUGGGGCUGCUCCAGGUGCUUUCCCUGGGUGCCAGUGUGAGUCUCUGUGCUCCUGCUGCCCCUGGCUGUGAACACCCCGUGCUGAGCUGCUGCAGGGUGGGGUUUUGUGGCACACACUGUUCUCUUCCUGCACCUGUGCAGUAAUUCAGGUGUGUCACAGCCCUCUCCAUCCCCUAACUCUGCAUCUCUCUCCUCCACAGAGCUUCUGUGCAAACAUUUGCUUAGCUCAGCUCAUGGUGCAGUGGAAACCCAACGUUGUGUGUUCAGCAGCAGCAGCUUCAGCCUGUGCAGGGUGUGCUCAGAGCUGGCUGGGGGUGGUCAGGACCAUCCCUGGUGUGUCCUCGAGGUCAGAGCUGGCUGAGGGUGGUCAGGACCAUCCCUGUGUCCCUUUGAGCUCAGGACUGGCUGAGAGUGGUCAGGACCAUUCCUGUGUCCCUUUGAGCUCAGAGCUGGCUGGGGGUGGUCAGGACCAUCCCUGGUGUCCCUUUGAGCUCAGGACUGGCUGGGGGUGGUCAGGACCAUCCCUGGUGUCCCUUUGAGCUCAGGACUGGCUGAGGGUGGUCAGGACCAUCCCUGUGUCCCCUCAAGCUCAGGACUGGCUGGGGGUGGUCAGGACCAUCCCUGUGUCCCUUGAGCUCAGGACUGGCUGAGGGUGGUCAGGACCAUCCCUGGUGUCCCCUCAAGCUCAGGACUGGCUGGGGGUGGUCAGGACCAUCCCUGUGUCCCUGGAGCUCAGGGCUGUGCUGGGAGCUGCACCAGAGAUGUUUUCUGUCCCAUUCAAAGCCCAGGACAGCCUCUCCCUCUGGAGCUGAGCUGGGUUUGUCAGGGAGCCCCAGGUCAGAGGGGGAUCCCUAAAGCUGCUCUCUGGGGUUUCUGUGCCAGAACCUUCUGCUGCACCAUCCCUGAUGUGCUCUGCCCCGGGGUGUGAGCCCUGCCUGGUCAGUCCCAAGCUGCUGCUGUGGGGUUGGGCUCAUCCCACAGUGCCCAUUCAGCAGGAGCUGGGCAGGCCCUUGAUUUAUUAUUAUUAGUUAUUCCAUAAGUGUGAAACUAUGAUUUGCAUGAAAUCCUGUGGUUCACAGCUUUGCCAAUAUGGUCCAUUACUACUGCCUACAACUCGUGUACUUCUAUGCCUUUGGGAACAUUUUUAAUUGUUAAAAUUGUUUUAAAAAUCAAUGUUGAGUUAAUUUAAUUUUUAAUGGGGAAAUUGAUUCUGGUGUCAAAAUGGUAUUUACUGUGAUGCUGAUGUUUUGUACCUGUCAUCCAGCUAAACAACCUGUAAAUACUCCUGAGUCAAGAGAAUGGCAAUUAUUUAUUGUUCUGUGGAGUUACAUGUGGCAGAUGUGUAAGAACUUUAAAGGGAAUGUUGUAAAACAAGGUGGAAAAAAUAAAUUUUAUGCAACUCCUUUAUUUCA
This is a messenger RNA of Oenanthe melanoleuca, 7552 nucleotides long. RefSeq names its product ATPase phospholipid transporting 9A (putative) (gene ATP9A). The coding region runs from base 146 to 3289 and encodes 1047 amino acids. Gene Ontology annotation, cellular component: endosome; trans-Golgi network; plasma membrane. Gene Ontology annotation, biological process: phospholipid translocation; endocytosis; retrograde vesicle-mediated transport, Golgi to endoplasmic reticulum. The record is from RefSeq and is a predicted model, not a curated record. The transcript has 28 exons. Gene Ontology annotation, molecular function: ATPase-coupled intramembrane lipid carrier activity; ATP hydrolysis activity; ATP binding. NCBI's taxonomy places the organism in Eukaryota, Metazoa, Chordata, Aves, Passeriformes, Muscicapidae.